AUGAAGGAAGAAAUUGAUGACGGAGGCUCUGCUGUAAAGCGAUGGAAACAAGCACAAAAGGAGAAAGAGUCGCGGAGAAGACAAAGAGCGAAGAAUAGGGAGUCAGUUCGUAAAUGGUCAGACAAACCUAGUAGCAGUGCUGCCUUAGACAGUGAUGAUGAGAAAGAAUUGCAGCGAGUGAAACAGGAAGUGGCAGACUACUCCGACACUGACUCCGAUGAAGAUGGCGACAAAAAAGAGUAUGAGAAUGUUCUUGGUAAGGAAGCUGAUGUCUCGAAAGGUGUUGGUGCAAUGUUGAAGUUGGCCGCUCAGAAGGGACUUUGCUGCUAUUUUAUACAUUCGAGAGGAAAUAGUGUACAUCUUACUCGCCAACAAUUCGUUUACUUCAGUGAUAUCGAGGACAAGUACGCUAAGAAACUUGAUCGUCUCGGAACGACCGGACGAGGUCCGAUCAUGCCAUUUAUCGAAAAGAAAGACUAUCAUCCAGAGGUGAAUAUUCACUAUGUAGAUGAUAAAGGACGGGUAAUGGACCAAAAAGAUGCUUACCGAGAGCUUUCUUACAAAUUUCAUGGCCGUAAUCCUGGUAAGAAACAGACAGAGAAGAGAAUAUCAAGGAGAGAUAAGAAGGAGUUGCUGAAACAGAUGAACAGUUCGGACACACCUCUUGGUACCUUGUCUAAACAGCUGAAAAAGCAGGAGCUUUUACAAACACCCUAUCUUGUACUCAGCGGAUCCGGACGGAGUGACCAGUAAGU
Cylicostephanus goldi is the source of this 755-nucleotide messenger RNA. NCBI's taxonomy places the organism in Eukaryota, Metazoa, Nematoda, Chromadorea, Rhabditida, Strongylidae. The record is from the annotation of a GenBank genome assembly.